UACUGCUGCACCACUGAACCACCACAGCUAUUUUAUGAAGAGUAGUUUUCAUCUUGCAGCAUCUGUGAAAGUGGAAAAAAGUAUCAGGUGUUUGCACUGAAAACGACGCACUACAGUCUACAUGGAAUUAAUGUGUAGUUUCAACUAGUGACAAGAUGUGUGAGCUCAUGAUUUUCAAAAGAGCAUGAGAAUGUUGCAAUGAUACUGAUUUAACGGUCUUUACAAGUGGACUGAUGUCUAGCAGUGUGCUUCAAAUAACUGGAAAAAUUAAUGAAUAAAAAGGAACUGUAGGGGAUAAUAUGGUGAGAAACAGCUCUUUAUGUUGGAACAACUGUUCGAAUGAGAAAGAAGGGAACUAGGACCAAACCUGUUGCAGUGGCCACCUGAAAUCUAAUGAGUGCAAUUUUAAAAUCAUUGUUGUUGCAUCAUGGCACUCACUUAAUAGUGGUUAAGGAGUGUUUAGAGCUUAGGUUGAGCAUGUGUGAUUAAAAAGCUCUGGACAAGCCAUCAGAGAGCCUCAGUACAGAUGAAGAUGAGCCUUUCAAGCAUGACAUCCUCUUCGAGAACACAGGAAUCUGCAUAAAAUUACACAGUUAAUGCUAUACCCAACUGGUAAAACUGGUAUUCUGUGAUACCUUCAUUGUGUUAAGAAUGCAUAUUCUGUGAAUUCACUUUAGAUGCAAUUGCAGUUUUUGAGAAACUAUUAUUUUGUGUUAAGUUUGGGCACUUUUCUUCUCAAGGCAGUAGAAGUUGCUGAAAACAUUGAUCAUUCUAUAAUAGCGAAUUGGUGUACUAUUCUGCCAUCAAGACAUAAAUAAGUGCAACAUGUCUGAAGGAUUAAAAGCAGGAAGUAGCACUGAGGGAAAAGACAAUGGUGGUAAGGAAGUUGAAGAAGAGAGAGGUCAUGAGAAAGCAAGUGAACCUCUAGAUGGUCAUGCAGGUGAGAGCACUCAAAGUAAGAACAAGGACAAAAGUUCUAAAGACAAGAUACCUGCAGUGAAAGAAGGCAAAGAUUACUCUGCCUCAAACCAGCCAAAAUCAGGGGGACCAAGCUUAGGAUUGCAAAAAAAGAGCAGAGAACUGAUAGAUGGACAAAAAGUGAUUGAUUUUAAGAUACGAGUGAAAGUUACAAAGGCCCGGCAGUUGCAAGGUGCCAAUGUUAACCCUGUUACCAGGGUUACAGUCUCCAACCAAAGCAGGCAAACAAGGGUGAAGAAAUCAACCAGUGUACCAGAGUGGAAUGAGUCUUUCUUCUUCAACUUUCAUUCUGCACCAUCAGAACUCUUUGAUGAGUUAGUAGAGUUUAAGGUCUUCAACUCUAAACGCCUUCGCUCAGAUGCACUCAUUGGCUCAUUCAAGUUUGACAUUGGGCUUGUUUAUGAUGAACCCCAGCAUGCACUUCUCAACAAAUGGCUAUUACUUAGCGAUCCAGAAGAUUCUAUGGCUGGCCACAAAGGUUACUUGAAAGUGAGCGUUGUUAUUGUGGGACCAGGAGAUGAAGCACCAAGCAUGAAGGGUGAUGAGAAAGAAGAAGAGGAAGAUGUUGAAAGCAACCUUUUGCGACCAUCAGGGAUGCAAAUGCGUCCAGCCAUGUUUGUGCUUAGAGUAUACAGAGCAGAGGACAUUCCUCGCAUGGACUCAGCAUUUCUGGAGGGAGUGAAAAAGGUGUUUAAUGUUGGGGAAGAAAAAAAGGAGCUGGUGGAUCCUUACUUUGUUUUCUCAUUUGCUGGGAAGGAGGUGAAGACAAAAAUAAUGUACUGCUGUGAUCACCCUGAAUGGAAUCAAGAACUUAGACUUGGACUACAUUUUCCUUCUAUGUGUGAAAGAAUCAAAUUUAUGAUCAAAGACUGGGACCGUGUGACUGAAGAUGAUAUCGUGGGAACUUCUCUUUUGCCAGUAUCUUUAAUAUCUUCAUCAGGAGAACUUGAUACAGAUGAUUCAGAUACAGAGGAGCAAAGUUACCUACCCACCUUUGGCCCCAGUUACAUCAACUUCUAUGGGUCUACACGAGAAUAUUCUGACCUGCCUGAUGAAUAUCAGGAUCUGAAUGAAGGAAAGGGAGAAGGGGUAGCUUACAGGGGACGUGCACUGCUGGAGCUAACAACAGUUCUGGGAGAGAAUGAAACAGGUGUUGCAGACAUAGAAAAUGAUGUCAUCCUCCGAGUUCAGAAAUACAUGCGACGGCGAAAAUACAGAGUACAUGCUGCAUUUUUGGAUGCUACAAUGAUCAGCGCUAUAGAUGCUCCUGUUGAAUUUGAAAUCAGCAUUGGUAACUAUGGAAACAAGCUUGAUGAAAAUGUGCCUCCCUGUGCAUCAACAACCCAGCCUACUAAUGCUGUUUUUGAUGGCUGCAAGUAUUACUACCUUCCUUGGGGUGGCACCAAGCCAUGUGUUGUUGUUGACUGUUCAUUUGAAGAUAUAAGCUUCCGUCUAGAAAGUCUUAAUGUCUUGGUGAACAUCAUCCAUAAUCUGGAAUCGAACAUUGAAAGAGUCCGUAUUGGCAUCAAAGCCAAACUUCCUAUGCCUGAGAUUGCACAGCUUCUAAUCUCCCUUUUGGACCAGCUUAUCACUGACUGCAAAAAACCUCUACCAGAGCCAAGAAAAGGAGUUCAUGUAGACAACGAACUGGAUCGGCUUAUGAGGAAGCAAAGAGUGGAAGAACUUGCUUCCAUCUCUGAUAUGGCACUUAAAUUGCGAGAAUCAGCUACAGAUGUGACUGAAGCAUUGUCAGAUGUGGAGACUUAUUUGCAGAUACUAAAUAACAUGGCCAUUGAGCCACAAAACAGCAUGCCAGAUGUUAUCAUUUGGAUGAUCAGUGGACAGAAACGCAUUGCCUACUAUCGCAUCCCAGCUAAUGAAAUCUUUUUCUCAAGUGAUCCAGUCUAUCGUGGCAAAAACUGUGGCAAACUGCAGACUAUCCAGCUUAAUACACCAAGCACUAAAAGCAAGGAGAAGAACAUGGAGAUCCCAGCACUACUACGCAUGAAGCUGUGGCUGGGGCUGCAGACUGAGGAGAAUCAAUGGCACAAAAUACAGUCUGAAGGAGAACUGGCCGUUUUUGCUGAAACAUAUGAGAACCAGGUCAAUGUCUUGGGUACAUGGACAAACAAAGGUCCCACCAUGACAAGGCCCAAGUGGUCAGAUAGCCAGGGAAAGAUGGAAUUGCCAAAAGAACAAUUUGUCCCACCUCCAGGAUGGCGAUGGGAUUCAGAGUGGUACGUUAGUCCAGAACUCAGUAUGUUGUAUGACAAGGAUGCAGGUCACAAUGUGUUUGUGGAAGAUCUCUAUGAGUGUCAUUCACGCAACAUUCCUGGUGGAACUUGGGGACCUGCUACUCGGCCUUGGGCUGAUGUGAAAGGUGAUCAGAUGUUAAGCAGGCAGGACCUUAAACCUCCAGAAGGAUGGGAGUGGGUGGAUGAUUGGCAGGUGGAUCUUGGGAGAGCAGUAGAUGAGGAUGGUUGGGAAUACUGUGUGGAGGCAACUGUUGGAGGUUAUGGACCAGUGGAGAAAACUUACCACCUAUGUAGGCGUAGGAGAUGGAUGCGGACACGAAAAAAUGUGUCAGGGGUUAAAAAGCAACAAGACAAGAAGGAAAAGCAAAUGACCAAAGCAGCUGAAGGAUGGGAGUAUGCUCCUCUGUUUAACAUGAAAUUUCAUGCUAUGGAGCGUACUAUGGACCUUGUGCGACGGCGACGCUGGCAUCGCAAGAUGGUGGCAGAAGAUCCCCAUGCUAGCUGUUUUUUCAGUGUUAAACUUGAUAAAUCAGAGGGGAAAGAUCAAUCUAUGACAGCUCCUAGAAUGUUCUUGACAUUCCAGUCACCAGUCAAGUAUCAGCUGAGAGCAUAUAUCUAUCAGGCUCGAGACCUUCUUGCCGGGGAUGACACUGGACUUUCAGAUCCUUUUGCACAAGUUUGCUUCCUGACUCAGAGCAUGGUUACAGAGAAAGUUCAGAAGACUCUGUGUCCCACCUGGGACCAGACACUGAUCUUUGGAGAGAUUGAGAUCUAUGGAAACCCUAAGGGCAUGGAGAGCAAUCCUCCUGAUAUCUACAUUGAAAUCUUUGACCAUGACACAUUUGGCAAACCUGAGUUUCUGGGACGCACCAAAGCCCAGCCCAUGGUGAAGCUAGAUCCAGCUGAUGCACGCACCCCAGUUUUGCAGUGGUAUGACAUAAAGCGUUCCUCCCAACAAGGGGGAGAACUUCUGGCAGCCUUUGAACUCUUCAUGCUUACAGGGAAAGAUCUACCAUUUCUGCCACCAAAGCGAGGCAGCCUUUAUUUGGUACCCAAUGGAAUUAGGCCUGUCAUGCAGCGCACUGGUAUUGAGGUUCUUUGCUGGGGUGUGCGCAACAUGAAAAAAUAUCAGCUUGCAAAUGUAAACUCACCCAGCAUUCAUUUUGAAUGUGGUGGCAAUGUGCGGGAGUCAGCUGUUCUUCGCAAUGCUAAAAAGAAUCCUAAUUUUGAUAACCCUCUGCUUUUCUUUGAUGUUAUGUUGCCCAAGGAAGAGCUGUACAUGCCGCCAAUGAACAUCCGAGUUAUUGACCACCGCAACUUUGGUCGCCACCCUACUGUGGGUGUCCAUGUAUUGAAGACAUUGGAGGAAUUCAGGAACAAUCCAUUACAAGAAUCAAAUGCCGAUGCCAAUUUGCCAGGUAAUGGACCUACAACUGGUGGAGACCAUGUCAUUGACAUGCCUGAACAGGAAAAACGUGGAAUGGGUGCUCUUGAAAAGAUCAGAAAAGAAUCCCACAAGCCAAGUAUUUUUCAAAGGAACUUAGAUUUCCCACGAUUCCAGUUGCCUGUCAUUCAGUUGUCUGGUGUUAAAGAACAGCCAUCAGAGGCAGCUUCUGAGGAGAUUGAUUGGUGGUCCAAGUACCAUGCAUCCUCUGGUGAAACUGACAAGUGCAGAAAAUACUUGGAGCUGGGAUAUUACAAGAUCAAGCUGUACAGAACAGAACUAGAGAAAGCUGAAUAUUUUUCAAACUUCUCAGACUUCUGCAACACAUUUGAGUUAUCCCGUGGAAAAGAUGAGGAGGAGGAGGACAACAACAACGUGGGAGAGUUCAAAGGUACAUUUCGGGUCUACCCACUGCCUCAGGAUCCUAGUGAACCACUGCCACCUCCUAUGAUAACAAAUCUUCCUCCUUCUAGUCCAGAGGAGUGUUUAGUUCGUGUUUAUGUAGUCAGUGCUUUAGAACUACAACCCAAUGACCCUACUGGUCUAGCUGAUCCCUAUAUCGAAAUAGCUCUGGGAAAGAAGAAGAUGAACUCCAGAGAUAAUUAUAUUCCCAACACAAUUGAUCCAGUCUUUGGGAGAUUAUUUGAGAUGACUGCAGUACUCCCUCUGGACAAAGAUCUGAUCAUCCGGGUAAAGGAUUAUGACCUUGUGACAUCCGAUGACCUUAUUGGCGAAACAUCCAUUGACCUUGAGAAUCGCUACUUGUCUCGAUAUCGUGCCACUUGUGGUAUCCCACAGUAUUACAUAAUGUCAGGUAUCAACAUGUGGAGAGACAGUCAGAAGCCCAAACAAAUUCUAGAGAACUAUUGCCAGAAAAAUCGCCUCUCAGGUCCAAUGUUCUACAGCAAUGACUCAGUGAAGGUUGGGCAGCGUGUCUACAAUUUGACAGAAUUUGAGAGAGACCAGGCUACAAGUGAGGAAAUGGGACCAAAAGAGGAGCGCCUGGCCCUUCAUGUGCUGAAUACUCUUCCUAUUGUCAAGGAACAUGUUGAGGCUAGACCUUUGUUUAACCCUCUACAGCCAGGCAUUGAGCAGGGUAAGCUUCAUCUUUGGGUAGACAUAUUUCCAAAGUCACUGGGACCUCCUGGUCCUCCCUUUGACAUCACACCCAGGAAAGCAAAGAAGUAUGUCUUGCGCUGUGUCAUCUGGAAUACAGUAGAUGUAAUUCUUGAUGAGGAAUCUAUCACAGGAGAGAAGAUGAGUGAUAUCUAUGUGGUAGGCUGGAUGGCUGGCAUUGAUCAAAAACAAAAGACAGAUGUCCAUUACAGGUCACUUAAUGGAGAAGGCAACUUCAACUGGAGAUUUGUAUUUCCUUUUGAAUACAUGGUAGCAGAAAAAACCAUGGUUGUCAAAAAGAAGGAACAUUUCUGGAGCCUUGAUGAGACAGAACUCCGCACAGCACCAAUUCUGAUGAUUCAGAUCUGGGACAAUGAUAAAUUUUCUGCUGAUGAUUUCUUGGGCACAUUGCAGCUGAAUCUAAGCAGCAUGCCAUCACCAGCAAAGCGAUCAUCAGCCUGCAAGUUGUCUCAGCUGCCAGAUAAUGCCCCAAAUGCUAACGUCAAAACUGUUUCCCUGUUUGAGGCCAAACGCCUUUGUGGUUUCUGGCCGUGCUACAAUGACGACACAGGGGAACGAGUCUUGACGGGAAAAGUUGAAAUGGAGCUGGAGCUUGUGACAGAGUCUGAAGCAGAGCAGCGGCCAGCUGGAAAAGGUCGUGAAGAUCCAAACAUGAAUCCUACACUAGAGGAACCAAAGCGCCCCGCAACAUCUUUCUUAUGGUUCACUUCACCACUGAAGACAUUGCGAUAUAUCAUCUGGCACAACUACAAGUGGGUCAUCAUUGGUUUUCUAGUGUUGGCUUUGAUCCUGCUGCUGGUAUUUCUCUUCAUCUACUCCUUCCCAGGUGAGAUUUCCAGAUGGAUGGUUGGCAACAGUCGAUGAUACCAUAUCUUCAGUCUUCAGUUACGGUCAGUGGUGGAUUAGUCAUGCAAGGUUAUGUAACUCUUAUUUAUGCUGCAUAUAUCCUGCAGAGCCUUCUUGCUGCCUGGAUUCUUCACCAUUUUCUCCCAAAAAACUGCUGCCGUCAAGUUCUUUGGUCACGCCAACUACGAUAGUCAGGUCUGUGUUACCUCUCGCUCUUGUCAACUUGGUCUUCCAAACACAGCCUGUCCACUUGCUGCAUCAUCAUCAACCUCACACCUGCAAAGAUUGCACUCAACAAUUUGCAAGUGUAUGUACUAUGCAGACAGGAGGCAAAGUGUAUGAGCCUCGCAGUGUUUUUUUAAUUUCCUUUCUGUGCAUGUUGCAUGCCUCACUCACGUCUGCUGGCCAUGCACACUGCCAUGUUAAUCUCUUGAACUAUGGAGCAGGCACAAAAGGAGGCUAAAUAGUGAAAGUAAACAUGCGGAAGUGUGACCAGCAGAUGCAGUUUUCAUUAUUGUGUUAUUUUUUUGAUUUCAGAAAACUCAUCUUGCAUAGGAAGUAGGAUCAUCAUUGUUAUGAAACCUUGGUGAUAGGUUUUCACUUAUGCAGUAGCAUAAGCCUUUUAUAACGAUCAGAUAUUGGGUAUUAUGAUAUAAGUAUUAAGAAAGUACAAGUAUGACAGCACCAGUAUCUUGGUUUAAUGGUUUAGUCAGUAAACUAUUACUGCAAACAGCAUUGUUAGUCACUGGUACAUCCUCUGCCUUUCACACUUGGCACACUGAGCACCCUACUAUUAUCUCAUAGACACAGAGAAGAAGGAACAGAGUGUGAAUGUAUGCAUGCAUUUUUCUUCAUCCACGUUUUUCUUCCAUUGUGAUACUACCUUUUUGUUACUCAAAGAAGAAAGAUAUUUUAUGUAUAAAUAGAGAGUAUAUAUAUACACACACAUGACAUACAAUUUGACAAAUUAAAAUAGCACAAGAAGUCACUUAUUUAUCACUGAUGCUUAAAGAUUAUGAAUUUGGCAAUUCAUAUUCAUCAUAGUGAUAUCAUGCUACAGGCACUUGCAAAUAAUCUUCUGAUUCAGAAACUCAGUAGUAAUAUAGAUAAGCUAAAGUCUAUAGGUAAUCUUGAGAAGCUUGGGUUGAAUAAGACUUAAUCUAUGUGUUUUAUAUUUGUAUUGCUAAUAAUGCAUAGGGAUGUGCCUAUAAAGGCAGCCUGAAGUCUGUUUUUCUAUGGACAGAAGAUGCUGGUUUCUUGUACAUGUGUUUGACACAAAAUGUUCCUUUAAUGUCUUUAUUAUUAUACCUUCCAUUGCUACCCGUUUUCUAGGACUUAAGAUUCUAGAUGAGCAAUAAUGCAACAUAAAAAUAACUGCAAGACUUUCUUCAAGCAGUUUUGAAAAAGUUAAUCAUGAAUCAGAUUUUAAGCAAAAUUUUGGUGAGAGAAAUUUGUUAUCAGAACUAUGAGUAUUAUAUUUACAGUGAUUUGGAAUAUCUCUUGAGCUAAAAUCUUUUGGGACUUGUGAUUUUUAACAUUGCAUGUUAAACAUUGAACCUCAGAUUCAUUUAAAAUAUUUUUUUCGUUGUUACGAUGAUGUUGGUUGUUUAUAUGGCUUAUGAAAAAUUAUUAGGAACUGCAUGAUAUGUUUGGUUCAAUGCAUUUCUGCUUAUAGAUUUAUGAAAGUAACUCACCAGGUAGUUCAAAGAUCUAUCUGCAAUACUAGACUGCUGAUAACUAAAGUUUUUGAAAAAGUGUAAUGCAUGUUUUUUCUGUUUUACGUAAUGUCCAUUACGGUAAAGGGCACAGACUGUUUCCAAACUUACAUUGUUUGGCUGAAUUGGAUAUUUUUAUUUUUGAUGAAAUUUUAAUAUUUGAAGAAAUAAAACGAUAUAUGUAUAUUAGAAAUGGAAUUAAUAAUAAAUUGUCAUAUUUAUGCUUCUUAAAAAUGGUGCACUUCAAUUUUCACAGAAAUGUUUAAUAAUGUUUUGCAAUGUGUGAUCACUAUGGUUAUUUUAUAUGUAUCCACAUAAAGAUUAUUUUCCCUAUAUACUUUGAAUACAAGGACAUAAAAGAUUCAUUAUCAAGGUGCUUGCUGGCAUGUACACGUGCCAUAAAAAUGUUAGCUGUCUUGACAAAAUUUAGGUUCUCAAUACUAGCUGUUUCUGCAGCAAAUAUUUGUGAUGCAAUAUUCUUCUUUCAUGAUAUUAUAUGAUCGAAUGGUGGCCAUUCUUGAAGUCUUUCACAUUAAAAGGAAGCUGUUUGUGGAUCUUUUAUGACAAUGAUAUUCUUUGUUGAUACUGGCCAUAGUUCUUGUUACAAAUUUAUCUGACUAAACUGAAAUUUCACUUUUUGUACUGAUACUUGAGGGUGCUUCUUGAAUUGCAUUUUUAUAGUAGUAUUAUAAGGAGUUUGUGAACCUGAAAGCUAGUUUUAUCAAUAUGCUUAGAUCAUCACAUUUGGUUUCAGGUUUCAUGCUGAAGUUGCUUUCAGCUUCAUAGACUUCCUACGUCUUUUGUAUGCACAUUUCUUGUAUCUUAGAGAUUUGAACGUUGUCAGGUAUAUGUUAUGACAAGUAUCAGUGGUAACUCCUGAUGCUUACAACUUAGUACCCAAAGAACAGCAUUCUGAGGUGUGCAAAUACUCUUCUGUUUGCAAAGGUUCACAUUGACAAUAUGUUUAGGGUAGACUCACAGCAAAAAAAAAAAAAAACAAUGCUAUUGUAUCUUCUUUGAAAUUAAGAAUGUAUAACACUGUGCAUGCGACAAGUUUUGGUAAAUGCAUGAGCAAAUAUUUGUCAACCUCAUGUCUCAGUUUACCUAAUUGUUUAACUGGUCACAGCUAGUCUCAAAAUUAUUAAUAGCUUCUGUAAACGUUUCCUUUUCCUUUUGAAUAUUGUUUAUGGAGUUGGGUUGCUUAUUUUUGCUGUUUAGAAUACUUAUUUCUUGUUCAGAACAUGCCGAGAGGGAGAUAACGCCAUUUCUUUUCCUACUGCAUAUUAUCACAUGAUUUCUAUUAGUCGCUCCAGCCUGUCAACAAUUCCAUGACAGCUGUCCUGGGUUCAGCUCUCGUCUCAGGCACACUGUUCUUUCUCUACAUGUGACAUCUGUUUACAGGGCUGGCUGCCUCUCCGUGACAUAGCCUUAGUUGCUGGCUCGGCGUAAAACACCUUUUUUCCUUCAACCCCCUCAAUGGUUAUAUAUUGAGUGUUGGCUUUUAUCUCAGCAUGCAACACUUGUUUACAGGGCCUGUGGCUUUACUUUGUUGCUGGGUCAACAUUGAAAAAUGACAAUUUCCCCCUCACCUUCCACUGAAUACUGCUUUCUGCAUUCUAAUUCACUUUGCAUGAGCUUUUUCAUUUUUAUUUGUUUUCACUUUUUCUGAACCAUGGAUGUUAAACAUAUUCAGACUUUACGUUCAUAAAGCUGCUGAUUUUUAUAUGUUUUACCAAAUAAGAUCUGUACAUGUUCUUCUCUUCUUCACUUUGCUUUUUUUCUCCGGGAAGAUAUAAUGUCAUUUCUGACAUUUAUUGUACAGUUUAUCAACUUUUAGUUUGAUUUUCUUUAUGGUUAAUGGAACAUAACAUUUCAUCCUUUUUAUUUGCUGAAAGAAUAUAAAGUUUUUUCAUUAUCAAUAGAAAAUCUUUUUAUGAAUAUAUAUAUAAUAGUUAUUAGUAAAAUGCAGCAUGGUUAUUUUUUUCUUGCCUGCUUAUACUGGUGCAUGAUAAUCCCAGUGUUUUUUGGGUUUUUUUUUUUUAUUAAGACAGACCAUACCAUAAUUAACAGUUUUUAAGAGUAGUACAGGUUCUGUUUUAUAUAAGUCACAUGGCCAUGGUGACUGAUGAACAAAUCAAAAUACAUCUAGGCUGUACAUUUAGACAAAUUUUCAGUGUUUUGUUAACUUUGUUGACCAUUUAUGACCUCUCUGAUUCAAGGGGCAGUGUUAUCUUAGGAUUGGGCUUUUGAUUUUUAUGAUGUAUAUAUAUUUUGUAAAAUAGGCACUUCAUUUUUUCGUUUAUUAACAUACACAAUUCUGCCAAUAAAAGUUUCUUUUAACAGUA
Pomacea canaliculata is the source of this 10720-nucleotide messenger RNA. RefSeq names its product myoferlin-like. The record is from RefSeq and is a predicted model, not a curated record. NCBI's taxonomy places the organism in Eukaryota, Metazoa, Mollusca, Gastropoda, Architaenioglossa, Ampullariidae. Gene Ontology annotation, cellular component: membrane. The transcript is spliced from 49 exons. Bases 826 to 6678 code for a protein of 1950 amino acids. Gene Ontology annotation, biological process: membrane fusion; plasma membrane organization.